Pocillopora meandrina is the source of this 6505-nucleotide messenger RNA. The record is from the annotation of a GenBank genome assembly. NCBI's taxonomy places the organism in Eukaryota, Metazoa, Cnidaria, Anthozoa, Scleractinia, Pocilloporidae.
AUGAACUUCAGAGUAUACAUUUUUUGCCUGUGCAUAACACUAAUAUGUGGUAAAGAACUGCUGGAAGGGCAAUACAGGAGGCUGCCAAAUGCUGUAGCUGUUGUUGGAAGACCUUUUGAGUAUAAUUUACCCCCCUGGGAUGGCAGCCAACAGCAAUAUAAGGUAUGUUGAAGCAGAUCAACAGUGAAUUGGAUAUCACAUAAUCCAAGAACUUGUAGCAGCAUUGAACAAAGUAUUACAGCAUCAAAUAUACCUGCUCUUUGAGUUUAACUCUUAAACUCCCGAGAUCAGAUUCUUAAUUCUCCCCUCUAGCUGCUACACAUUUCCUUGUCAAUUAGUUACAUGAAUUUGGGGUUAGAUCAAGGUAACAACUUCUACCUGAUAAGCAUAAGUAUUCUUAUCAACUAUUUGCUGAAUAAUGUACAGAUAUUAUAGGGAGAAGUUACAUGUUAAUCACUUCUGGAAGUUAAAGGGUUAAGUAAAAUAUAAGCUCUGAAUGUGAGUUUGUACACACAUUGCUGGACUUAAACAAUUUCACUCUCAAGAUCUCAUUUGUAAUUCUCCUUACAGUCCACAAACAUUUCUGAUAAUGUUUAAGUUCUGAGGAUAUAGUAUUAGAUCAAAUAGUAAUCCCCUAACUUAUAUUUUCCUGUAUUCUCCUGACAUGUCUGCUUAAUAUUAUACUGGUAUUCCAUGGAGAAAUUCUGUCUUAUUUCUUAUUUCUGGGUGUUCAGUUUCAAUAAUCAUCUUUAAAUCACAACAAAUUUGUGUGAAAUAAGUGUAAAUUAUAUGCAAACAUUAUUUUAAGGAGGCUCUUCAUUCUUUAGCAGCACUUAAACUUCAUCUAAACUCUUUUCAGUAAUAUGGCAUGUUGUAAAAUGGCAGCCAAAGGCAAAACAUGGCAAGGCCUAUGUCAAAUUUUUCUUAUUAUAGAUAUUUGUUGCUGUUUUCUUGUAGGCCUUGGAAAAAGGUAAAACAGUUCUACCCAAAUGGCUGUCGUUUGAUGAAGCCAGUAACAAACUUCUUGGUGUACCAUUAUGGCGUGACAAAGGUACAGUUCAAGUGGAAAUCCAGACAAGGCAUGGAGACUGGAAAGCUGAACUCUCAAUCACUGUUCAAGAUUUGCAUACAGUCUUGGAGAACAAGUUCAUCCUAUCAAACGAGACAAAGAUACCAUCCUUUGCUGAACCCAAAUGCACCAAUGGAAUACCUGUAGCAGUUGCUACUGUGCAGUUUGAUCUUCAUAUUGAUAAACUGUAUGGAGAGGACAGAAUAAAUCUCAUGAGAAAAUUGUCUGACUUUGCUGAUGUAGGCACAAUGGAGCUUCACAUGGCAGUUGGCAAAGGACACAGCACAGCAUUUGGGUUGAAAGACAUCAUGACGGUUACAGCAGGGCCAGGAAAUGUGGCAGAUUCCAAGCAGCCAGGUGUGGUGAUCUCUUGGAAAAUUGGCUGUGGAAUUGACCUGUCAGGUAUGUAGUUAGAAGGAUCAUUAACACUAUCAUUCCCAGGAGUGACUAAAAAGGAACUUCUCCUCAUGGUAUCAAAACAAUUUAAAUCAGAAUUGUGUUGACAAGAGAAAGUAAUAUCAGCCAUAUUACAUUCUUUGAGCUAGGAGUUAAUCCUCAGUGCUGAUAUUACAAGAAAUGCCUGGCAGACUGAAAAAUUGACACUUAGUUCUUGAGAGUGUACAAGGAUAUAACCCUUUACAUCCUAACAUCAGUAUGCAUAUUCUCCACACUGUUCUCUACACAUUUCCUAAGAUGCUGACAAGGAGACUUUGUUUAACAAUGGAGAGCUUUUUUCAGUUGGUGAUCAUUUCCUUUAGUCUCGUAACCUUAAUGUUUAAUUUAGGGGUGAUAUAGUAAGAGGAAGUUGGACACUAGUCACUCUUAGGGUUUAAAAGGUUAAGGUAGGUCUCAGGCUUGUGUAGCAUCCAGAACAUACUAGACAUGUUCUAAGCUAAAUAAUUUGAUGUUGUUCACACUGAUGUUUUUGUUUGUUUGUUUGUUUUUUUUUUUCAAGGAAUGCAUGUGGCAUCUCUUUUAAAGUCCAGUUCUGAGCAUGGGUCAUUUAAACAAGCCUUGAAGGCACCUGUCAGUGGGUGGCAUAUUGCCACAGGACAACCUAAAAUUAAGCAGAAAAGGGGGCGCAGACAAGCUCCCAAUCUUAUGCCAACUCCAACGUGGACCAACAUGAUGCCUACUCCAACAAGUAUGACAGCUCCACCAACUAUUUCAGUGACACGCACUACGAUAACUUCAACACCAACAAUCACUGUUGACACAGAAGCGCCUAAACUUCUUAACCCAAUCCCCACAAUAUCUGUUUUCUUAGGGACAGUGACUCGCUACAAAAUCCCUGAGGACACAUUUGUAGAUAGAUGGGAAGGUGUAUUCACAAGAGAUUUGCGACUGGAUAUGAGGCAUUUUAAUGGAUCACUUGAAAGCAAACUGCCACCUUCAUCAUGGAUAUUCUUCGAUUCAAGCACACAAGAAAUUUAUGGCCUGCCCUUUGGUAAUGACUUCACAGGAUCACACCACUUUAUUAUCAGGGCAGCAGAUAAAGCUGGAAAUAUUGCUUCACAGAACAUUACUGUAGAAGUAUCAAAUCGCAACCUCAAGUAUAAUCAUCAGUUUACAAUUGUCCUGAACUAUAACUAUGAGGAAUUCAUGAACAAUGUGAAUAUUCGUCUGCUGUUGAUAAAUAAAUUAGCAAAUUACUAUGGCUAUGACAACUCCAAGCUACAUGUUUCAUCCUAUACAUACAUGCAUGGCUAUCUUUUUUUCACCUUCCAGUUUGAGUUGUUAACCUUGGAUUGUAAUAGUAGAGAAUUAAAGAAUCUCGUGGAUGGCUUUGGAAAAAACAAACUGAAUCCUGAAUUUCAGAAACAUCUUCUUCCAGAGUUUGAUAUCAAGUAUGGCUAUCAUGGAGGCAUUGAGCCUUGUAAACCAACUUUGCAGCCCAACACUAAACCUGUUGUAAACCAAGCACUUGGCCAGCUGAAUGUCUAUUUGGGACAAGGAAUGCGCUACAAGAUCCCAUGGGACACAUUCUAUGAUAAGGAAGACUAUUACACACCCAGUUUAACCCUAGAAUUAAGAACAAAAGACGACAAACCUCUACCAUCAUCGUCAUGGAUAAAUUUUGAUGCUUCUCAACAAGAAAUUUAUGGCCAACCCAUUGAUGUAAGCUCUCUUGGAUCACAAGAGUUUCGUUUGUUUGCCAUCGACAGUGAUGGAUUGCAAGCAUUUACCAACGUAAAGCUGUCAGUUGCAGAUGACACCAACCGUUAUAAUCACGAUUUCGGUAUUGCUCUCAAUGCAGAUCAUCACUCAUAUGAAAACUUGAUUGAAAAUGCUGAAAACAGAGUGUUGCUGGUAGAGGCAAUAGCUAAUUACUACAACCUAAACCUUGGACAUGUACGCAUUUUCAAAUUCCAACGUGGCCCAUCUUUCCAUUUCAGAUUUGAUUCUAUUCCAUAUGAUGACUGUAAGAAUACCCUUUUACAAAGAAUUAUUGGUGGAUUCUGGAAAAGUAAUGAGAUAAACCCAGAAUUUGUAAAUGCGCUCAACGACAACAAUUUCAUUGUUGACACUGGUUACUACUUUGUCAUUGGACCAUGUGAAGCCCUCAGUCCCCCCAAAGGAAAGGGACCAGAUUUUGUUGGAGCUCGUAUCAGGGAAGAAAUGUAUCUAGGGCAAGCACUAUUCUUCCAAAUACCUCAUGAUGCAUUCUUUGAUGAGCAGGACUUUCAUACACCUAACUUAAAGCUGAGCUUAAAAACAGCAGAGAACGAUGAUCUUCCACCAUCUUUUUGGAUUUACCUUGACAUUGAAAAACAAGUCAUUUACUGUUUGCCCAAGAGUAUCAGCACAGUGAAGAGAAAUAGAUUUAAACUAAUUGCAACAGAUAGUCAUAAACAGGAAGGAGACGGCUCCGUGAUAAUAACAGUCAAGAAUGACCCAGGCAGUUACGACUACAAAUUCUCUAUUCGUAUCAAAGACUACUCAGCAAUUAAGGAUGAUGUUGUGAUAAUGUUUCAGUUGUUGCAAAAAAUUGCCAGAUACUAUGGAUGGAACUAUAAAAAUGUGAGGGUCUUCAGGCAAGAAUCUGAGGGUUUUUUCACAUUUGGAUUUGAUACCAUUCCUUCAAACAACUGUGAUGGUGAAAUCUUUCAAAAGGUGAAAGAUGGGUUUUGGGCAGGCACAAAGCUGAAUUCCAACUUUCAGAAGGCCCUUCGUCCUGAGUUCCAUGUAAUUUCAGGAUUUUACACUUGUCUGAAUUCUUGCUCUUGCAACACACCACCAGUAGUAUUGAACCCCAUCAAAAGCCAGUCAGUGUUUGAAGGGCAAGCCUUGAUGUUUUCCAUCCCAGGAGAGACCUUUUAUGAUAAAGAAGAUGGAAACACAUGGGAUCUGACCUUGAGCUUAAAAACAGAGACAGAUGAAGAGCCCUCAGCUUCAUGGAUCCUCCUCAAUAAACAACAAAUAAAAUUGCUGCCAAUUGACAAGAACAAAAUUGGAACGCACAGGUUUGAACUGAUAGCAACAGACAAAGAAGGUUUGGAAGGUCGUGAUGAAAUUGAAGUGAAAGUUCGAGAUGACAGAAGGCUAUAUUACCACAUGUUUAGUAUCAAAAUUGAAGAUGGAUCUGCCGGGUUUGAUGCCAAUGGCAGAGUUAAUUUUGUGCAGUUACUUGCCAACUACUUUGGUGUGAACUUAGCAAAUAUCCGCGUCCGCAGCUAUGGCUUAUGGCCAGCUGUUCACACAACUUUCCAGUUUGUCCAGACUAACCCAAAGUGUGAUAAUCCAGAAUUGCAACGGUGGAGAGCCAAGUUUAUGAAAAAUGGACAAUUAAAUACAGAAUUCAGUGAUGCACUCAGACCUAACUUUCAAGUUGUGUCUGGGUCAUUUGAAUUUAAGGAUAUCUGCGAAGUCCGAGGACCAGAACCCAAUAAUACUACACCAAAAUUAUACAAUCACAUUGACCGCCUCAAUGUAUACCAGGGACAGGGUCUACGAUUUUUCAUUCCAAGUGACACAUUCUUUGACAAGGAAGAUUCCCUCACACCAAAUUUGACGCUAGAAAUGCAGACAAUCAAUGGUGAUGCACUUCUCCAAACAUCUUGGAUCCUCCUCAAUUCUUCCCGCCAAGAAAUCUAUGGUUUACCUUCUGAUGUUGACUCCAUUGGAUUACACGAGUUUUUGAUGAUGGCAGCUGACAAGGAAGGAAGUAAGGUAUAUGAUGCGUUUGAAGUAAGAGUGCUUGAAGACAUUGUACGCUACAACCACAAGUUUAACAUUUUGAUAGACUAUGACAAUAUUACCUUUAUGGAUAAUGUUGGAGUAAGAGUUAUCUUGUUGGAGAAGAUAGCAGAUUACUUUCGUGUAAACUUCACCAGUGUCCGAGUGGCUGGCUACACCCCUGGGGUACUCUUUUCCUUCUAUUUUGAUUUCAUUCCCUAUGAGGACUGCUCAAAUUCUUUACUGACAGAACUUAUAGAUGGAUUCUGGUUUGGCUCAGACCUAACUCCACAGUUUGUAACUGCAUUAGGCCCAGAAUACAGAGUCAUAUCUGGAUCCUUCGAGAGUCUUUCUCCUUGUAGGCCUAUUAUACCAGAAAAUCAAGAAGCGAUUGGUGACCGCCCUGGAGGAAUAUGGUGGACUUAUGCAAUCAUACCUGCCAUUGUACUUGCCAUUGUUCUCCUUCUCAUUGGGUGCUGUGUUUUGCUUUUCAUGGGAUGUUGCAGAAAGCAGAAACUCACAGGGGCAGAGAAGACAACUUUUAUUUACAGGCGAAAGCCAGUUGUUCUUCAGGAAGAGUAUGAGAUCAAGGAACAACUACUGAAGCAGCCAAUUGUCUUGCCAAAUGAAAAACCACCAGUGCCCCCUGCGUUUCCCCACAGCCCUGUCCUAAGUGGUGACAGAACUCCACUCCUGAUGGAGGAAACAAAGUCAGUAGCUUACCAAGCACCAACAUUUCUGUCUAGUAAACAAAUGUCAAGUGGUGGUGCUGGUGGUGCUGGUGGUGGUGGCGGUAGUGGCAAUGCAGGAUUUGUGGCAAAUGGUGCAGGAGGCGGAGGAGGAGGCGGAGGAGGAGGAGGAGGAGGUAGUGCGGUGGCUGGUGGUGGUUUCAGUGCAUUUAGUGGGGCGGCUGGUGGAGGAAGUGGUUUUGGAGGUGCAGGUGGUGGUAGUAGCAGUGCAGCUGCUGGAGGAAGUGGCAGUGCAGCUGGUGGUGGUGGAGCUGCUGUGGGAGGCAGUAGUAUGUCUGGUGGUGGUACAGGAGGAGCUGGUGGUGCAGGUGGAGCAAGUGCUAGUGGUUUUGGAGGGGGUGCAGGAGUUGGGGCUGUUAGUUUUAGUAUGGCUUCUGGUGGUGGUGGAAGUGGUUUCAGGCAAACCUCAUACAGCUACAGUUACAGCAGCAGUGGAGGCAGUGUAUCCAGUGGAAGUCGUAAGGCAGCCUAUGCAGGCUACAGACUACCUCCAGCCUAUGUGCCACCAUGA